AUGGCUGAAGACGUAACAGAAAAGGAACAUGUGCAGAUUUCCAAUGAAUUGCUGUCUCCACAAAAGUCAAUUCUGGAUUUCUUCAAAUCCCCUGACAAACCCAAGUCUGCCAAGAAGCCUGUUAGUCUUAUUUCCUACUUUGGAACUGCACAGCAGAGGGAAGCAGAACAAAAACAGCAUGAAAGCUUAAAUGGAAUAGAAAAACUAAAUGGAAGUCAUAGUGACAAGAAUGGUGAAAAGGGACCUGGCAAGAAACGCAAACAGAAAGACAGAGACACAGAAAAAAAUGGAGACGAUUUUGAGGAAGAGCAAAAAAGUAAAGGAAAGAAGAGAAAGAUGUGCAAUGAGAAUGUGAAACUGUCAAUGAAGAAAGAAGAGAAACAGAAAGAUGAAAAAGAUAUUUCUAGUAUGGAGAAUUCUAGUUUAGUGAAUGGCAAUGUUGACCACGGUAGUUUUGUUGAUGAACUUGAUUCAAAGUUAAAAACAAAGGAUGGAAAAUGUAAAGACAAGAAAAAAGCACUUCAAUUUGUUUGUGAAGAUGGAAUGGUCGGCGCCCAACAAAAUGAAUCCAAUUUUGAUAAACAGGAAGUCAAAAGUACAAAACAUUGUACCGAGAGUGCUGCACAAGAAAGCGAGGAAAAAAUGGAAGAAAAAGAAACCGUUUCUGAAAUGUGCUAUGAAGAUUUUAUCAAAAGUUUAGGUAAUGAUGUUUCUGAAACUGACAAUCACAAAGACACAGAAUCUGAUGUCCCUGAAGAAUUAACAAAAGACAAAAUAAGAGAGGAACAUACAGAAGAAGAAACUGAAAGUAAAGACACAUACAAAGAAACUGAAAGUAAAGAAGACCAGUACAUUAAAAACUAUCCAACUAUUUCCAAUUUCUUCAGUAAAGUUGAAAAAACCCAUGCAUCAGUUGAUCCCACUGACCCAAAAGUUCUUGGAAAAGUGACUGUCAAAGUGGAUAUACAUUCUGAACCAUCACCAAAUAACAACAUACUUGCCAAUCAUGUACAGAUUAAAUCACCGCCACUUUUUACAAAGAAAGAUGAAGAAGAGAUUGAAAUCAUUAGCUCAGAGACCAUAACAAUAGAUUGUACACCUUCCAGUAAAAAAUCUUUAUUUGGAAUGAAAACCGAUCCCACUGAUGAUAUAAGUUGUGAGAAAUUAGAAAGCAAAAUGGAAAGUUUGUCGUCCUGUGAGGACAGCUGUAUGUCCGAGGAUAGUAGUGUGUGUAUUGUUGAAGAUGUGGAAGAUGUUAGCAUUUUGGAAAGGAAGAAAUGUUUUCUUCAGAGUGCCACUGUGCCCGAGGUACCAGCUAAAACUACUCAAGUUACCCUCAGUUUCUCUAAGGCUGGGCAGAAACCAGUGAAACCAACACACUCCACAAGAGUCAGGAAAAAGGACCAUCCUAGCACUGACUUGGCCCCUGUGUUUGACAGUACACCUGAUAAAAAGUGCAAAGUCUCCAGGAAAUCUAAAAAGGCUUGUAAUUUAGAUGAUGAUAAAGAGAACAAGAAAGAUCAAGGUGCUCCGGAUAAAGCCAGGACUCCCCUCAGAAAGGUUACGAAGGAAAAAGUGAAGAAAACAUCAGAGUCCGAGAAAGUGAAGGAUGGAAUAAAUGAACGCAGGUCUUCUCUUCGGUCCCGGUAUCGAGUCGCAAUCAUUGGUGCUGAUGAUGAGAAAAAAACGCCCAUCAGAAUGAAAUUUAAUAGGUACAGCAAGAGUAGUAGCAGUGGAGUAGAUGAAUGCGACAACUUCACACCCCGUAGUUCCAAACAGUCAAAGAAAACCAAGUUAUCAAAAGCAAAGGAACUACUACAGAAGGCAAAACGUAAAAGUAGCAAGAAUAAUAAGAUCCAGAAGUCCAGAAAGCAGUCUAAAAUGCAUGCAGAGAGUGAAAAGGAAUUGUCAGAUGAUGCCAAACCUGUUGGUAGGAGACGAAGCUCAAGACUGUCAGAUAAAUUCUCAAAUGAAUCUGUAGUUAUUGUGGACAGCAAUGGCAGCGGCGAUGAAGUAGAUGGUUGUAGUGUCAAAACUCCCAAGGCCAAGAGUAAAACAAAAACAAAAGGCAGCAAAUCUACUCCAGCCAAGUGCACACCCAGUAAAGGUACUCCUGCCAAGUGCAAAAAGACUCCUUCAAAAAAGUCAGGUAAGCUAGCCUCAAUAUUCUUGAGUAGAAAAGCAGCCAAGGAAGAGAAGAAACCUGCUGUAGUAUUAGAUACUGAGGCUGAAAAAUUAAAGCGGGCUUUUCUGAUGAGUGGAGUUCCAGAUGAGCUGCGACGUCAAGUUGUAACAAGUGAUGUUGUAAUUGUUGAGGAUUACCCGCCCCUUCCUAUUGACAAUCACACCCAGCAGAGUGAACCAGAAAGGGCAAAUAAACAUGGUAUCAAAGUUUGGGAUCUCUUAGAUGUCACUCUACCCAAAAUUGGCACAGACAUCAAGAGUCUUCCUUACAGGCCUGUGGAAUGGAGACAGGAUCUCAUUGGCACUCAUUCAAACAUGUCUGACUGUAGUAGGAUAAGGGAAUUCCAAAAACAUCCCAGGAUUGAAGAUGGAGAUGUUGAGAAGAUAUUAGCAGAGAUAUCAUCCUACUGUCCUACCUAUCCAGUCAGCAAGGUGUUUUCUGUCCUCAAGAUGAAGAGGGAUGACUUUGAACAAGAAGCCAAGGAAGCUGAACAGUUGGAUAAGAAAACAGCCUCUGAAGAGAAAAGUGAGAAAAAGGAGAAGGCAGCACCUCGGCGAAGUCUUAGGAAGCGUGUGAGCCUUGAACUACCACAGGUUGUGGAGUUGGGAGGAAGUCCUCCCCUCUCCACCACAGGGGAUACACCAUCCUCUGAGGACCCUGUCAAUAAACAAGAAACAGUACCGACAGUAAACUGGACAGACAAGUAUCUUCCACUGCAUUCAUCAGAGGUUGUGGGUAACACAGCAAAGGUGAAAAAACUGCAGAGCUGGCUGGUGGAAUGGAAGCAGAGACUGGAUAAGGAGGCUCGCAAAGCCAAGAAACUACAACUGAAACAGAACAAAGGCAAACAGAACAAGGACUCUAGUAACAGAGAUGACUGGUGGGAUGAUGAUAGUGACUUUGCCUUAGACAGCGAUGACAGUGAUGAGGAGGAGGAUCGCCUCUGUAACACUUCCUUGUUGUGUGGACCUAGUGGUAUCGGUAAAACAGCUGUUGUCUAUGGGCUAGCACAUGAGCUAGGCUUCAAGGUGUUUGAAGUAAAUGCUUCAUCAAAUCGAAAUGGAAAGCGGAUCCUGGCACAACUACAGGAAGCAACACAGUCUCAUCAGGUGUCUCGGGGGACUGACACACCCACAAAAUGUCCACCCUCAAAAACAGCACAUGCUUCACAGCCAAAUGCAAAGAUGCCUUCAGCAUUUUCAAAUUUCUUCAAACAAACAUCUUCAAACUCCUCCAAUAAAACUGCAUCUGGAAAAGAAGGAAAAGGGAAGGGGAAAAGUGACAAAGAAUGUGGUAAGCUGAAGAAACGCAAGAGAGAUUCAGAAAUUCCAGAAAAUACGGACAAGAACACUCCUAUAAAGAAAAGUAAAAAGAAGUCUGACUGUACUGUUCCUACUGAUCCCAAAGCUGAUGGCAGUCUCAAUUUGUCCAGUACAUCUCUCAUUCUGUUUGAGGAGAUAGAUGUAGUGUUUCCUUCAGACCAUGGAUUCUGGGCAGCUGUACAACAAUUUAUGGCUACUACGAAGAUUCCCAUCAUACUGACCACCAGUGACACAGGUCUGGUCAAUAAAUUUGAUGGACGGUUUGACCACUACCGGUUCAAGACGCCACCUUAUCGGAAUUUAGCAGUAUAUCUACAGCUGAUGUGUCUUGCCGAGAAUGUGAGGACAGAUUUCUGGGAUAUGUACAAUCUUGUGUCAUUGUGUUGUGGCGACAUUCGUCGAUGUAUCCUCUCCCUUCAGUACUGGGUGAUAUCAGGUGCUGGUGUAAAGGGCAUUCAACGCAGUAUACACAGAACACUGGGUAUACAACCACAGCUACAAACAGAUAUAUCGAUGGAAAACAGUGUCGUAGAAAAACAGGAUGAAAUGUCACAACAGAAACAAAUAUCCAUUACGAAUGACUAUGAUGAUGAUGAUGACUUUGUCUGUCUGAAACCGGUCUGUCAGAAGCGUAGCAGUAGGUUUGUCAGUGAUGAUGAGGAGUCCAAUAGUAUGCCUCCUGUACCUUUAUGCUAUAAUCAGGAUAUUGUUCCUGUUGGGAAUAAAGACACAGACACAGAGAAAGAACGUCUUCCCCAGGUACAUCUUGGCCACACAACAUCUUUACAGGGUCUGAUGUUACAGGGCCAUGACAGCAUCAUAUCUCUACUGAGACAAAUGUUAAAGAUUGGUGAUGAUGGUUUGGUGUCGUUAGCAAGUCAAGUUUGUCGUCAGUAUCAGUCAUUGAAGUGUGACCUCCUUUACCGCCAUCACCUCUCACUCCUGCCACUUACCACAGUGGAGUCGCUGCCACUAAAGCAUACACAACAUGUGGUUGACAGUGUGCAGAAUAAGUCUCGCCGUAGGAUAAAGACAAUUGAUCUUUAUGAUAGUGAAACAUCUAAUGAUGGUCUUGAGCAGCCAAUGGACUCGCAGGAAACACAAAUUGAAACUCUGCCCAAAACACAAGAUCCUAAAGAAUCGGAAUUGAUAGGGAAAUCUCUUAAUUCGUUUUAUAGUUUUUAUGACAAUUUGUCUUUAGCAGACUCAAUGGUAGCAUUAGAGGAUAGGUUAUCAUUGCAUGGCAGAUCUGAGUUUGACUCCAACUUUCAUUCAGAUAUACAGCUUUAUAGUUGUAGACAGUUAUACAAGACACAUAUGUCUAUGAAAAAGGAUAUUAUAUCAUCAGAACACAUCUGUGUACCCAUUACACAGGAUACUCCCAGGGUAGAGGAGCUCCAGGGCAAGGACCAUGUCAGUACUAGUGUUGACACACCCACCAGUAGGGCAAGCUGUAAUGUACGGACCAGUUUACCCAUUGGGAUUUCGGCGAAUGGAGUUAACCAGGAAUACCUACCCAUGCUCCGAGCCAUAUGUAAAUCAGAGCAGUUGCGAGAACAAGCCAAGAUUAAACGACGGUUUCAGCAUUACUUGGACAGUAUCGGAUUAACACUGAAGGACAACACAUUAUCUGUACUCUGUACAACAUUCAGAUAAUGACAAUGACAACAUCAAUGCUGACAGUUCUCUGUAUGAAGUGUAGGUGAUCGCUGGUCAUUUCUAUGCACAGAUCUUGAGUGAUGGCGUGCCAAUUCUGUGUACAGAUCUCAAAUGAUGUUGGGUAAUUUCUGUGUCAAGUGCUCCGAUGAUGGCUGGUCAAUUCUCUGUAUGACACACAAGUGAUGGCUGGUCAGUUCUUUGUAUUACACUGGCCAAACAAUUCAGUGCAUGACACUCGGGCCAUGACUGGGCAGUUCUCUGUACAGAGCUCUGGCGAAGGCUGGUUAAUUCUGUGUACAAUUCUUGGGUAACAUUAGCCAAUUCUCUUUAAAGGGCUAGGGUAAUGGCUGAUAAAUUCUCAGUACAAGGCUCAAAUGAUGACUGGACAGUUUUCAGUACAAGGCAUAGGUGAUGCUGGUCAGUUCUCUAUAUAAUGCUUAGGCAAUGUCUGCUAAAUUCUCAACACAAAAGUCUAGUGAUCAUAACAGCUAGUCAAUUUGUAGUUUGAUGUUCAGAAAAUAAUGCGGUCUACAAUUCAAAUUGCCCUACAUUCAUAGUAUUUGGUCUGUCCAUCCGUAAACAGUUUUUAUCAUUGCUAAUUUUUGAGAAGUACUGGAUAGAUCUUUCUCAAGUUUCCUAUGUAGGUUCCUGUUGGUCCCAAGCUGAGUCCAUUUGAUUUUGGGACAGAUCAGAAAAACAGGAUGAGGGGACAGGUGGCAAUCUUGAAUUUUUUCAAUGAAGUUUGUUAUUGCUAUUCCUUGAGAAGUACUUAAUGGAUCUUUCUUAAAUUUCCUCUGUUGGUUUCCAUUUGUCUCUAGUUGUCCCCAAAUCAUUUGUGGACUGAUCAGAAAAACAAAAUGGCCGACACGGCCGUCUUGGAUUUAGACUUUGCAAGUUUGUUAUUGCUAUUUCUUGAGAAAAACUGCAUGGAUCUUUCUUAAAUUUCAUGUAUAUAUUUCUCUUGGUCCCUAGUUGUGCCUGCUUGAUUUUGGGAUUGAUCCUAAAACCAAAAAGGUCAACAGGCAGCAAUCUUGGAUUUUAUCUAGUAAAAAAAUUGUUAUCCCUAUUUCUUUAGAAGUACUAAAUGGAUCCAUCUCAAAUUUCAUAGGUAUGUUCCCUUUGUUCAUAGCUGUGCCUGUUUAUUUUAUGGACUGAUCAGAAAAAACAAAAUGGCUUUUAGAUCACCAUCUUGGAUUUUGCAGGUUAAGAUUAUCAUCGCCAUUUCUGCAAAGGAACGUUCAAAUUCUUAUCAUUUAGAGUAAAAACAAAAGAGAAGAGAGAAGACAGGAAAAGAUCCACCUUUCAAAGAGCAAAUAAAGAUCAAACAAUGGUAUGCACCAAGAUCCUUCUGGAAUCUCUUGUACUUUAGUGGAUUGAGAAAAGUCAAAUUUCCUGUUCAGAAAUUUUGAAUAAUAUGGAAAAUAUAGACAUGAAGAAUUUUUUUUAAUGAUGUAUCUUUUUGCUCAGUAGGUAAGACAAAAACCGAUUCUAUAAAUAUUUACAUGUUUAUUGAAAGAAUAGGCUAUUCUUUACAGUUAAAAUUGUGUGUAUUGAAAAGGAAGAAUAUGCUUAAAAGUCAGAAUGGUUGAAGAAGGUAAUGAUUGUCCAUUAAACCAACAGUGGUCUUUGAUCCUAUUGCACUGAAAAAAAAUUCUGAACUUAUUUUGAUAAGAAGAGAUGUUUCAGUAUGUUGCAUAUGUAUAUUUUGAAGGAAAACCAUCUAAUUUGAUAUUUUAUUGAUACAUUUGGUUGUAUCUAACCCAGGGCAUUUGGUAUCUUUCAUCAUUUUGUAGAAAUGACGAAAAUAUCUUAUAUUUAAAACAUAAAUCCUUUGCUAAAUGGAAUAAACUUGAAAUGAAAAAAAAUAUUUUUAUUGAAGACUGUUAACUGAAUGUAUUUGAAUGGAUGUAUUAUUAGUUGAUAUUUGUGAAACAUAUUUUAAAAAUUUAAUGAAAAUCAUAUUCAUGUAUUAAUUGAAAAGUGAGACCUAGAAAUUUAAGUUCAUGUCAUCUUUGAAAUUCAAGGGUUCUGCUCUCGAUUCAAAUAAAUUCUCUGGACCCUUAUAGGCACAGGUUAGAGCCUUAGACAUGACAAAAUGGCAGGCUUAUGCAAGUUUUUUCAAUGGUUCCAGGUAUGAAAACCUGAUAAAUUGCAGGUCAGAUUUGCUCUGGUGCAAGUCCAAUAUGCAGUUGCUUGAUUUCUGUUACUGUUUAACAAAGAGAUCACGGGUAUACAAUAUUUCUAGUUUCCAGACUAGUCAACUUUCAUAUCUCAUCCACAACAUAUGUAAAUACAAACCGUUGGUUUGUCAUGGUCAAUUCCAUGCAUAAUGAUAGGAUUCAAGAGUGAAAUGCUUUGAUUUUGAAGAUGAAUUAUGUACAUGAUUUUUAUAUUUAUUUAAUUUAUGUUUGUAUUUCUAAGGCAAAACAGAAAUGAAUUUAAGAGACUA
Ylistrum balloti is the source of this 7615-nucleotide messenger RNA. RefSeq names its product ATPase family AAA domain-containing protein 5-like. Gene Ontology annotation, molecular function: ATP binding; DNA clamp unloader activity; DNA binding. The record is from RefSeq and is a predicted model, not a curated record. Bases 1 to 5163 code for a protein of 1720 amino acids. Lineage: Eukaryota; Metazoa; Mollusca; Bivalvia; Pectinida; Pectinidae. Gene Ontology annotation, cellular component: nucleus. The transcript has 18 exons.